Bolinopsis microptera is the source of this 874-nucleotide messenger RNA. Its product is annotated as four and a half LIM domains protein 5-like. The transcript has 5 exons. The coding region runs from base 41 to 559 and encodes 172 amino acids. Gene Ontology annotation, molecular function: transcription coregulator activity. NCBI's taxonomy places the organism in Eukaryota, Metazoa, Ctenophora, Tentaculata, Lobata, Bolinopsidae. Gene Ontology annotation, cellular component: Z disc; nucleus. The record is from RefSeq and is a predicted model, not a curated record.
AGGAAAAAUCUUUAAAAGUUAUUCCAGCAGCAAGAUAUCGAUGACUGACGUACUAGAGCUGGAGGUUGAGGACCUGGAUGAUGAAGAAUGUGCAAGUAAGAUGGCUGACGUACAAGAACUAGAGGUUGAGGAGAUAGAUCUGGACGAUGAAGACUUCAGUUGUGAGGUACACGAUGAUGACGAGCCAGAAACAGCCGAAUCAGAGGUCGAUAUGUGUGGUAUGUGCGAAGCUAUCAUUGACGGCCAGUACCUCACCGCUUUGGACAACAAGUUUCACCCUGAGUGCUUCGUGUGCGUCAACUGCAAGAACAAGGUCGCGCCUGGACAAGACUUCUUCGAAAGGAACGAAAAGCCACUGUGUGUAGAUUGCCACUAUCUGCUGUACGGCUACAAGUGUAAAGUGUGUAAGGAGUUCAUCAAGGGACAACGACUCUGCUGGGGAGACGAUGCUUUCCAUUUCCAGUGCGUGAAAUGUACCGGGUGCGCCAAGACCCUGUGCGAAACAGACGACCUGAAGGUGGUCAACAAGAAGGACUUCAUCCAUGUAAAGUGCUGUUAGGAACUAACUUUGUAGUGAGGUGGAGACAAGGUUUACACGAUAGAUCGUGAACAAUAAGAACACGGUAGAUCGUGUCGAGUGUGAAUGCGGUGGACUGUGUACUGUGUUGGUUUUGUGUGGUAUUUUUUUGCUAUGACGUUGCCAAAAAAUGUAUAGGCUCCCAAAAAUUUUUAUUUAUUUUGACGGAAGUUGAUGGAAAAAUUUCGAGGUUUAAAUGUAUGGAUUUCGUUACAAUAUGAACAAUGAUGAUUUAUUAUAAAUUUGUACAUUUUUUUUUCAUUUCUUUACAAGUCUUAUAAUUUCCAAGGAAAUAAA